Castor canadensis (American beaver) is the source of this 5679-nucleotide messenger RNA. It is a transcript of the gene Dag1, whose product is annotated as dystroglycan 1. Gene Ontology annotation, cellular component: dystroglycan complex; basement membrane; sarcolemma. The record is from RefSeq and is a predicted model, not a curated record. NCBI's taxonomy places the organism in Eukaryota, Metazoa, Chordata, Mammalia, Rodentia, Castoridae. Gene Ontology annotation, biological process: axon guidance; nerve development; morphogenesis of an epithelium. Gene Ontology annotation, molecular function: calcium ion binding; laminin binding.
AGGCAGAAGCGGGCGGCGCGCGGACGGUCAGUCGGCGCCUGGAGGAGCUGGCCGCGGGAUUGGCUCUGGCAUUCGCGUGUCAGGCGGUUGCUAGGUUCCGGCCGCGCGCCCCGCCCUCGCGCUCGGCGCCCUCUCACCGCCCGGUACGUGCUCGCGCUGAGGCUGCGGCGCAGCGCUCGCGCUCCUUGGGCUCGGGGGCGGCAGUGGCGGCAGCUUCGCGCCGAGUCCCGGGGGAGCGGCGGCGGUGGCGGCGUCCUGGGGCCGGGAGGAGCGCACACCUGCCGCGGCCCGCCCGCUGGCGCUUGGUGAGUGUGCCGCCCUCCCCGAUCGCUGUGCCUGACUGCUUGGGCCCCUAUUCCCGCUGCUGCUGGCCGAGCCUUCCGCGGAACACCUGCUGCUGCUCUCUUUCGGCCCGGGGCGGGGACACGGCCACGGACGUCCUUGCGGGCUUUGGGUGCUCUGGGAUGGAGCAGGUGUGCAGAGGGUGAGGACCCAGCUCUGGAACCAUAUCACUUGCUUCCUUCUGUAGCAAGACUGUUGGCUUGAGGAAACUCAGGUCUGGGAUGAGGAUGUCUGUCAGCCUCCUGCUGUUGCUCCCCCUUUGGGGGAGGACCUUUUUCCUCCUACUCUUCCUGGCCAGGGCUCAGUCCCGCUGGCCCAGUGAACCCUCGGAGGCCGUCAGGGACUGGGAGAACCAGCUGGAGGCAUCCAUGCACUCAGUACUUUCGGACCUACAUGAAGCAGUUCCUACGGUGGUUGGCAUUCCUGAUGGUACGGCUGUUGUUGGGCGCUCAUUUCGAGUGACCAUUCCAACAGACUUAAUUGCCUCCAGUGGAGAAAUUAUCAAGGUGUCAGCAGCAGGAAAGGAGGCCUUGCCAUCUUGGCUACACUGGGAUCCACAGAGCCACACCUUGGAGGGCCUGCCCCUGGACACUGAUAAGGGUGUGCAUUACAUCUCAGUGAGUGCUGCACGGCUGGGGGCCAAUGGGAGCCAUGUCCCUCAGACCUCCAGUGUGUUCUCCAUUGAGGUCUACCCUGAAGACCAUAAUGAGCCACAGUCUGUGCGCACAGCCUCACCAGAUCCUGGUGAUGUGAUGUCAUCUGCCUGUACUGCUGAUGAGCCAGUGACUGUCCUGACAGUGAUUCUGGAUGCUGACCUCACCAAGAUGACCCCAAAGCAAAGGAUUGAGCUCCUGCACAGGAUGCGGAGCUUCUCAGAAGUGGAGCUUCACAAUAUGAAGUUGGUGCCAGUAGUGAAUAAUAGACUAUUUGAUAUGUCAGCCUUCAUGGCUGGUCCAGGAAAUGCAAAGAAGGUGGUAGAGAAUGGGGCUCUGCUCUCCUGGAAACUGGGCUGCUCCUUGAACCAGAAUAGUGUGCCUGACAUUCGUGGUGUGGAGGCUCCUGCUAGGGAGGGUGCUAUGUCUGCCCAGCUUGGUUACCCUGUGGUUGGUUGGCACAUUGCCAAUAAGAAACCCCCUCUUCCCAAACGAAUACGGAGGCAGAUCCAUGCCACACCUACACCUGUCACUGCCAUUGGCCCCCCAACCACAGCUGUCCAGGAGCCACCAUCCAGGAUAGUGCCCACCCCUACAUCUCCAGCCAUUGCUCCUCCAACAGAGACCAUGGCUCCUCCUGUCAGGGAUCCUGUUCCUGGGAAGCCCACUGUCACCAUUCGGACUCGAGGUGCCAUUAUUCAGACUCCAACUCUGGGCCCUAUCCAGCCUACUCGGGUGUCAGAAGCUGGCACCACAGUUCCUGGCCAGAUUCGCCCAACAAUGACCAUUCCUGGCUAUGUGGAGCCCACAGCAGUUGUUACUCCUCCCACAACUACCACCAAGAAACCUCGAGUAUCUGCGCCAAAACCAGCAACGCCUUCAACUGAUUCCUCAACCACCACGACUCGCAGGCCAACCAAGAAACCACGAACACCCCGACCAGUGCCCAGGGUCACCACCAAAGCUCCCAUCACCAGAUUGGAAACAGCCUCUCCACCUACUCGUAUCCGCACCACCACCAGUGGAGUGCCCCGUGGGGGAGAACCCAACCAGCGCCCGGAGCUCAAGAACCACAUUGAUAGGGUAGAUGCUUGGGUGGGCACCUAUUUUGAGGUGAAGAUACCAUCAGACACCUUCUAUGACAAUGAAGAUACCACCACUGACAAGCUAAAACUGACCCUGAAGCUUCGGGAGCAGCAGCUGGUAGGUGAGAAGUCCUGGGUGCAGUUCAACAGCAAUAGCCAGCUCAUGUACGGGCUGCCUGACAGCAGCCAUGUGGGCAAACAUGAGUAUUUCAUGCAUGCCACAGACAAGGGGGGCCUAUCAGCUGUGGAUGCUUUUGAGAUCCAUGUUCACAAGCGCCCUCAAGGAGACAAGGCUCCUGCAAGGUUUAAGGCCAAGUUUGCAGGUGACCCAACACAGGUGGUGAAUGACAUCCACAAGAAAAUUGCCUUGGUGAAAAAGCUGGCCUUUGCCUUUGGGGACCGAAACUGUAGCACCAUCACCCUACAGAAUAUCACCCGGGGCUCCAUUUUGGUGGAAUGGACUAACAACACACUGCCUCUGGAACCCUGCCCCAAGGAACAGAUCACAGGGCUGAGCCGCAGGAUUGCUGAGGAUAAUGGGAAACCUCGGCCUGCCUUCUCCAAUGCCCUGGAGCCUGACUUUAAGGCUGUGAGCAUUGCUGUGACAGGUUCUGGCAGUUGUCGGCACCUACAGUUUAUCCCUGUGGCGCCGCCCAAGAGGGAGCCCUCAGAGGCACCACCCACAGAGGUGCCAGACAGGGAUCCCGAGAAAAGCAGUGAGGAUGACGUUUACUUACACACAGUCAUUCCAGCUGUGGUAGUUGCAGCCAUUCUGCUCAUUGCUGGCAUUAUUGCCAUGAUCUGCUAUCGCAAGAAGCGGAAGGGCAAACUGACUCUUGAGGACCAGGCCACCUUUAUCAAGAAGGGAGUGCCUAUCAUCUUUGCAGAUGAGCUGGACGACUCCAAGCCCCCACCCUCCUCCAGCAUGCCACUCAUCCUGCAGGAGGAGAAGGCCCCUCUCCCCCCUCCUGAGUACCCCAACCAGAGUGUGCCCGAGACCACUCCUCUGAAUCAGGACACCGUGGGAGAAUACACACCCCUACGGGAUGAGGAUCCCAAUGCACCGCCCUACCAACCACCCCCACCUUUCACAGCACCCAUGGAGGGCAAGGGCUCCCGUCCUAAGAACAUGACCCCAUACCGGUCACCACCUCCAUAUGUCCCUCCGUAACCCACAAGCGCCUGGGUGGAGGCAGGGGUAGGGCAGGGGUCUGGAGACAACUUGGUGUUGUCUAUGGAGACCGGUGGCCAGCCGACCAUCGCCCACUGGUAGCCGACACCCAACCUAGCACACACUGACACAAGGGCCUGAAUAAGCCCGCCCUCUCUGAUCCUCCCAAACCCCAAAGCAGCUGGAGAGACUUUGGGGACUUUUUUAUUUUUAUUUUUUGCCUAACAGCUUUUUGUUUGUUCAUAGAAAAUUCUUCGCUGCGUUUUUGAUGGCUGGCUCUGAAAGCACUGUUUGAGUAGAGGUAGAUGGAGGGAGCGAGGAACCGUGAAUGAACUUGCAGGCAGUGCUGGGUGGCACCCAGCUCUCUGCGUUUUGCCUUUAACACUAACUGUACUGUUUUUUCUAUUCACGUGUGUCUAGCUGCAGGAUGUAACAUGGAAAACAGUAGCUAAAGAUUAAAUUCAAAGGACUUUCAAAUGUUAAGGUUAAGUUUUUACAUUUAAUCUGCUGUUUACCUAAACUUGUAUGUAUAAUUUUAGGGUGGGUAUGGGGAAUUGCUUUGCUAAAAAUAAGCUCCCAGGGUGUUUCAAACUUAGAGAAGACCAAGGGACAGUAUUUUUUAUCAAAGGAAUCCUAUUUUUUCACACUACGUCAACUUGGUUGCUCUGAUACCCAGAGCCUGAGUAGGGUCCUCCUGGCCCUGGCUCAGGGGCCAGGGCUCUGGUGCUGGGUUUGCUCUCCUGCUGUUGCUAGGGGCUGGAAGCUGGAGGGGCUCUUGGGCCCUGGACAUUCCCACCUCCCCCCCAUGCACGCUAGUGGCCCACCACCAAGGGGUCUUCAUUUCCAAGGAGAAGGGACUCCAAGAGACAGUGGUGGCUCUGGCCCCCAACCUAGGUGCUCCAAGGUGGGCCAGCCGCUUGUGGGGGCACCUGGGGAGGUCGAGGGACUCGACCACAUCAUCUAUUUUCUUUAUCCUUUCUCUGUGUCUUCCCCUCCCCGCUCCCAAAAGGAAUAUCAUUGUUUUUGGAACACUCAGUGGGGGACAUUUUGGUGAAGAUGCAAUAUUUUUAUGUCAUGUGAUGCUCUUUCCUCACUUGACCUUGGCCGCUUUGUCCCAUUAGUACAUCCCCACCCUGAUCCACCCCGACCCACCCCGACCCACCCCAUCCUUUUUCUCUGGCGCUCCAGUCCCAGGCUUGGGCCUGAACGACUGGGAAAGGUCUGGUGGCUGGGGUAGAGUGCCAGCAAUAGUUCAUAGUAAAAAUCUGUGGGCUCUCAAAGCUAAUUUUUUACUAAAGUUUUUAUACAGCCUUGAAUUGUUUUAUUAAAAAAAGAUUAAAAAUGGUGAUGCUUAUAGCAGUUUGUAUAAGCUCUUAGUGUUGAUUCCAUGGAACUGAUGGUUUUGCUCAUUUUGAUCCCUCCCUCCCCCCUUUUCCUAAUGGUUGAAUUCUGGAAUUACACUGGGGUUUUUUUUUUUUUUUUUUUCUUUUUUAGCAGAACAUCCGUCCAUCCAUCUGCAUCUCUGCCCAUGACUCAGGGGCACCCACUUUGCUUUGAUUCUCCUCCUUUGGAAGAAACCAUUUUGAGCAUGACUUUUCUUGAUGUCUGAGUUAUUUUGGGUACCUUUUGGGGAGGAAUGCCUUUCGCAAUAAUGUAUCCCUUCUCUGAUCUAGGGUGGGUGGGUGGACCCAGGCUCCCUUUGCACACGGAGCAGCAGCUACUUCUAAGCCAUAUCGACUUUUGCAGAGGAUGUGCUGCUUCAGGAGGGGAAGUCCACAGGAGGGGAAGGUCUAUUCUGCUGUUCUCCAAAGGGCAGUUCCCCUAAUGCCUUCUCCCACAGGGCCCAGCCCUCUCCUGUCCCAGCUCCCAGCAGGGUACUCUGGACCAAGCAGUACCCCUUGUGGGGGAGAGCCUGUAGAUGAGGGCUCCAUGAACAGCUGAUGACCAGGCCUUGUGCUUCCAAGCCUGGUUCAAACUGGAGUUUCCCUGAUCCCCCAGAAUCAGGAACACAAGUGGGAUCUGAACUGGUGAGAUUAUUUCUGAUGACCUUGUCAAAAAUAAAACAAUCCCCAGUGUUCCAGGUGAGGACUUUAAAAGGCCUUCCAAAUAGCUCUGUUGCCCUUAGCAACCCCACCAUUGGGCAUUGCCAUGCAGAGAUGAGGCUGGCCCAGAAUGACUUGUUGCCAUAGCAACUGGAGGCAACGGGGCAGUGAACAGAAUAACAACAGCAACAAUGCCUUUGCAGGCAGCCUCCUCCCUGAGCUCUGGGCUGGCAGUGGCUAUUGGACAGAGAGCCAAUCUCACAUUCAAGUGUUCACCAACCACUGACGUGUUUUUAUUUCCUUCUAUAUAAUUUUAAGAUGUGUUUUCUGCAUUCUGUAUAGAAACAUAUCAAAACUAAAUAAAAGCAGUGUCUUUAUUACAAUGC